AUGAACGGACUUUCAGUGUACGAAAAGUUACGACAAAACGCCAAAACGUUUAUAGAAGCCUACAGCUUCACACCCGAGGCUGGGCAGCCCAACAUUGACGUCUUGACGUCCUUCAUGUCGUCCAACUUUACGCUGGCCUGGGGCCACACCUACAUGACACAGCGGCAACCAAGACUCUCGAAAGCGUUGGACCAGGCUGGCUUCCGCGAGCACAUGGGCGCCAUGGUCCCCUUUAUAGAGUCGACUCGCAUCGUCAUACACGAUAUCAUUGUCGACGAGCCAGCAAGAAAGGUCGUAGUGAGGGCCAGUUUCUGCUUGUGUCCAAAGGGGCAGAACGAAGGAGAAAAGGAGGCGCCUGAGAAUGAGCUCAUGUGGAUCCUCAAGUUUGACCAGGAAGGGGAACAGUUGGAAAGUGCCGUUGAGUUUCUUGAUGCCACAGCAACGGCGAGAAUUGGGGAGCUGGUUGCCCAGGCAAAACAGAAGGUGUGA
Molecule: messenger RNA, 489 nt
Organism: Pestalotiopsis fici W106-1
Lineage: Eukaryota; Fungi; Ascomycota; Sordariomycetes; Amphisphaeriales; Sporocadaceae
Exons: 1
Coding region: 1-489 (162 amino acids)
Source: RefSeq, a predicted model, not a curated record